GCUUUUUCCCCAUGAACGUCUUGAAUGCGGUUGUAGUGUGGUCGCGCAUUUUCCUCUAAGUGUUAAAUGCAUCUCUGGCUACGUGCAUCCCAGGUGGACCCGGCAGGUGUCACAAAAUUUAGUCUGAAAUUUGUCAUGUUUAUCUUCAUCAACUGUGUGCAUGACUGUAGGACUAAUGGCAAAGAAGUAAACCAGUAUGGCAGCUAUGGUCCCACCUGUGAAGCUGAAAUGGCUUGAACACCUAAACAGCUCCUGGAUCACAGAAGACAGUGAAUCUAUUGCAACAAGGGAGGGAGUUUCUGUCUUGUAUGCUAAGUUAGUUAGCAAUAAAGAAGUAGUGCCAUUGCCCCAGCAGGUUCUGUGCCUCAAAGGACCUCAGUUACCAGAUUUUGAGCGGGAAUCUCUAUCUAGUGAUGAACAGGACCACUAUUUGGAUGCCCUUCUUAGCAGCCAGCUGGCACUGGCAAAGAUGGUGUGCUCAGACUCUCCAUUUGCUGGAGCUCUUCGAAAGCGUCUCCUUGUGCUGCAGCGUGUCUUCUAUGCACUUUCUAAUAAAUACCAUGAUAAGGGUAAGGUGAAACAACAGCAGCAUUCACCAGAAAGCAGUUCUGGAUCCACAGAUGUGCACUGUGUCAGUGAACGCCCCAGGUCAAGCACAGACGCGCUGAUAGAAAUGGGAGUUCGGACUGGAUUGAGCUUGUUAUUUGCACUGCUGAGACAAAGCUGGAUGAUGCCUGCAGCAGGACCUGGCCUCAGCCUCUGCAAUGAUGUUAUCCACACUGCAAUAGAAGUUGUUAGCUCUUUACCACCUUUAUCUCUAGCAAAUGAAAGCAAGAUUCCACCAAUGGGUUUGGACUGUUUAUCACAAGUAACAACUUUUCUUAAAGGAGUAACGAUUCCAAACUCUGGGGCAGAUACUCUAGGUCGUAGAUUAGCUUCUGAGUUGCUUCUUGGUUUGGCUGCCCAACGAGGUGCCUUGAGAUACCUUCUUGAAUGGAUAGAAAUGGCUUUAGGUGCUUCAGCUGUAGUAAACACCAUGGAGAAAUCCAAGUUGCUGCAAAGUCCAGAAGGGAUGAUCAGCUUUGAUUGCUUUAUGAGUAUAUUGACCCAGAUGCGACGAUCUCUGGGAUCAUCUGCUGAUCGAAGUCAAUGGAGAGAGCCAACAAGAACAUCUGAUGGCUUAUGUUCUCUGUAUGAGGCAGCUCUGUGCUUAUUUGAAGAGGUUUGUCGAAUGGCUUCAGACUAUUCAAGGACGUGUGCCAGCCCUGACAGCAUUCAAACGGGCGAUGCUCCCAUUGUGUCGGAGACCUGUGAGGUGUAUGUGUGGGGCAGUAACAGCAGUCACCAGCUGGUAGAAGGAACUCAAGAGAAAAUACUUCAACCCAAGCUCGCACCAAGCUUUUCUGAUGCACAGACUAUUGAAGCUGGACAAUAUUGUACAUUUGUCAUUUCUACGGAUGGUUCUGUUCGAGCCUGUGGAAAAGGCAGCUAUGGGAGACUGGGACUGGGAGAUUCCAACAAUCAGUCAACAUUGAAAAAAUUGACUUUUGAGCCUCACAGGUCUAUUAAAAAGGUGUCAUCUUCAAAAGGAUCUGAUGGUCACACUUUAGCAUUUACAACAGAAGGGGAAGUCUUCAGCUGGGGUGAUGGUGACUACGGAAAACUGGGACAUGGAAAUAGUUCUACUCAGAAAUAUCCCAAACUUAUUCAGGGUCCCCUACAAGGGAAGGUGGUUGUGUGUGUAUCAGCGGGCUACAGACACAGUGCUGCUGUUACAGAAGAUGGAGAGCUGUACACAUGGGGAGAAGGAGACUUUGGAAGAUUAGGUCACGGUGACAGCAACAGCCGCAACGUUCCAACUUUAGUAAAAGAUAUUAGCAAUGUAGGAGAGGUUUCCUGUGGCAGUUCCCACACAAUAGCUUUAUCCAAAGAUGGGAGAACAGUGUGGUCAUUUGGAGGAGGAGACAAUGGCAAACUUGGUCAUGGUGAUACAAAUAGAGUAUAUAAACCUAAAGUUAUAGAAGCCUUGCAAGGAAUGUUUAUUCGAAAAGUUUGUGCUGGGAGUCAGUCUUCGCUUGCUUUGACAUCAACAGGGCAGGUUUAUGCGUGGGGCUGCGGGGCCUGCCUUGGCUGUGGCUCUUCGGAGGCGACUGCUCUCAGACCCAAGCUCAUCGAAGAGCUGUCUGCUACCAGAAUAGUUGACAUUUCCAUUGGUGACAGUCACUGUCUGGCACUUUCUCAUGAUAAUGAAGUUUAUGCAUGGGGUAACAAUUCAAUGGGACAGUGUGGUCAAGGAAACUCUACUGGCCCCAUUACUAAACCGAAGAAAGUAAGUGGUUUAGAUGGAGUUGCAAUUCAACAGAUUUCAGCUGGAACAUCCCAUAGCCUUGCCUGGACGGCUCUUCCAAGGGACAGACAAGUUGUGGCAUGGCACAGACCCUAUUGUGUUGAUCUUGAAGAAAGCACCUUUUCACAUCUUCGUUCUUUUCUUGAGCACUACUGUGACAAAAUUAACAGUGAAAUUCCUCCUCUUCCUUUUCCUUCAUCAAGGGAACAUCACAAUUUUCUUAAAUUGUGUUUGAAGCUGCUUUCUAAUCACCUUGCACUUGCACUGGCUGGAGGUGUAGCCACCAGCAUUCUCGGUCGGCAGGCUGGUCCUCUUCGAAAUCUCUUGUUCAGACUGAUGGACUCUUCUGUCCCUGACGAAAUUCAAGAAGUUGUAAUUGAGACACUGUCAGUUGGAGCAACUAUGCUACUUCCUCCAUUGCGAGAGAGAAUGGAAUUGCUCCAUUCUCUUCUGCCCCAAGGUCCUGAUAGAUGGGAAAGCUUAUCAAAAGGACAGAGAAUGCAGUUGGACAUCAUUCUGACAAGCUUGCAGGAUCACACCCACGUAGCUUCCCUGCUUGGCUAUAGCUCCCCAUCCGAUACCACAGAAACUUCCUCGUUGUGUAUCAGCUAUGGAAACCUCUCUGAUCAAGCAUAUGCUGUCCAGAGCAGUCAUCCAGAUACUCAUCUAGCUGAAAUCUUAAUGAAGACUCUUCUAAGAAACUUGGGAUUUUAUACAGACCAAGCCUUUGGAGAACUGGAAAAAAACAGUGAUAAAUUUUUACUAGGUACAUCAUCAUCAGAAAACAGCCAACCUGCUCAUCUGCAUGAGCUUUUAUGUUCCCUGCAGAAACAAUUGCUGGCUUAUUGCCACAUCAACAGUGUUACUGAGAAUUCCAGCAGCGUGGCGCUGCUUCACAAACACCUUCAGCUUUUGUUGCCUCAUGCUACGGAUAUCUAUUCCCGUUCUGCAACGCUGCUUAAGGAAAGCUCUUGGAAUGGUAGUGUUGGAGAAAAACUGAGAGAUGUGAUUUAUGUAUCAGCUGCUGGCAGUAUGCUCUCUCAAAUUGUGAACUCACUGUUGCUGCUGCCCGUGUCAGUAGCCCGGCCUCUGCUGAGUUACCUGCUGGAUCUGCUGCCACCUUUAGAUUGUCUCAACAGACUCUUGCCUGCUGCAGCCCUUUUGGAAGAUCAGGAAUUACAGUGGCCUCUUCAUGGUGGCCCUGAGUUGAUCGACCCUGCAGGCGUGCCUCUGCCACAGCCUGCCCAGUCGUGGGUGUGGCUAGUGGACCUGGAGAGGACGGUGGCCCUGCUUAUCGGGCGCUGCCUUGGGGGGAUGCUGCAGGGCCCUCCAGUGUCCCCCGAGGAGCAGGACACGGCCUACUGGCUCAAAACCCCACUGUUCAGCGAUGGAGUGGAGAUGGAUAUUCCUCAUUUAGACAAAUGCAUGAGCUCCUUGUUAGAAGUGGCCCUGUCUGGAAAUGAGGAGCAGAAGCCCUUUGAUUACAAGCUGAGACCAGAGAUCACAGUCUAUGUUGAUUUGGCCUUGGGUUGUACAAAAGAGCCAGCAAGGAGCCUCUGGAUGAGUAUGCAGGACUAUGCUGUCAGUAAAGAUUGGGAUACUGCAACUUUAAGUAAUGAAUCACUCUUAGACACUGUGUCCAGAUUUGUCCUUGCAGCUCUUCUGAAACAUACAAGUUUACUUAGUCAAGCUUGUGGUGAGAGCAGGUACCAGCCUGGCAAGGCCUUGGCAGAAGUUUACCGCUGUGUGUAUAAAGUUCGGAGUCGCUUGCUUGCCUGCAAGAACAUGGAGCUUAUUCAGACCAGGUCAUCCUCCAAAGACAGAUGGAUUCUAGAUAACCAAGAAUCUGCUGAUGUUGAUACUCAAGACCAUUCUUUUACUCGUACAAUUGAUGAAGAAGCAGAAAUGGAGGAGCAGGCAGAACGUGACAGGGAGGAAGGACACCCAGAACAAGAAGAUGAAGAGGAGGAAAGAGAACAUGAAGUUAUGACAGCUGGUAAAAUCUUUCAAUGUUUCCUAUCAGCCCGUGAAGUAGCUCGCAGUCGGGAUCGAGAUAGGAUGAGCACGGGGACAGGGACUAGACUUGAUGAUCCACCUGCUCAGUCCCAGCAGGAGCGAAGGAUCAGCACUGAUCUGACAGAAGGGCAGGAUGUGUACACUGCUGCCUGCAACUCUGUGAUCCACAGAUGUGCCUUGCUGAUCUUGGGCGUGAGCCCUGUCAUUGAGGAGCUGCAGAAGCGCAGGGAGGAUGGGCAGCUCCAGCAGCCUCCCUCUGCUGCUCCCGAGGGCAUCGGCCUCAUGACCAGGAGUGAAAGUCUUACAGCAGAAAGUCGCUCAAUCCAUGCAAGCUCAAGCUACAGACUGAUGAAGUCAAGAAGUGAAUCUGAUUUGUCUCAGCCGGAAUCGGAUGAGGAAGGUUAUUCACUGAGUGGAAGACGAAAUGUUGAUUUGGAUUUGGCAGCAUCACACAGGAAGAGGGGAGCAAUACACAGUCAAAUGGAAUCUCUGAGUGACUCGUGGGUUCGACUGAAACACAGCAGAGAUUGGUUAUACACAUCCUCCUACUCAUUUGUUGAGUCUGAUUUUGAUCUCUCAAGAUCCCUUGGAGUUCAUACUUUGAUUGAAAAUGCUGUCAGUUUUGUAAGUGGAGAUGUAGGAAAUUCCCCAGGAUUUAAGGAACCAGAGGAAAGUAUGUCCACCAGUCCACAAGCAUCAAUAAUUGCAAUGGAACAGCAGCAGUUGAGGGCUGAGGUAAAUUUUAGUUUAACAACUCUUCUUAUUAUUCAUACAUUAUGCUUAUUAUAGGAAUUUUUUUGAAACAGUGUUCAAAUUCUAUUUCAGUAUAAUCCAAUUUCCAUUUCUAGGGCACUGCUUACUUCUGUUAGACUCCAGUUUCUUGCUGGCUGCUUUGGUCUGGGCACUGUAGGACAUGCAGGGGCCAAAGGAGAGAGUGUAAGAUUGCAUCACUACCAGGAUGGUAUCAGAGCAGCCAAGAGGAGUAUUCAAAUUGAAAUUCAGAUGGCUGUGCACAAAAUUUACCAGCAGUUAUCUGCUACGUUGGAAAGAGCUCUGCAAGCUAAUAAGCAUCACAUAGAAGCACAACAGCGUCUUCUCUUGGUGACAGUCUUUGCUCUCAGCGUGCACUAUCAGCCCGUUGAUGUCUCCUUGGCCAUUUCCACGGGGCUGCUGAAUGUGCUGUCCCAGCUGUGUGGCACAGACACCAUGUUAGGACAGCCUCUGCAGCUGCUGCCCAAAACUGGGAUUUCUCAGCUCAGCACAGCUUUAAAAGUAGCGAGCACAAGACUGCUGCAAAUCCUGGCUAUCACCACAGGAACCUAUGCAGAUAAACUGAGCCCAAAGGUGGUGCAGUCCUUGCUGGAUUUAUUGUGCAGCCAGCUGAAGAACUUGCUAUCACAAGCUGGUGUGAUGCUGAUGGCUUCCUUUGGAGAAGAGGAGGGUGAGGAAGGUGAAGUGGAAUCAAAAAAGGCAGAUUUGAAUGGGGAAAAUGAGAAGAGAGACUUCAGAGCUGCCCUCCGAAAGCAACAUGCAGCAGAAUUGCACCUGGGAGACUUUCUUGUUUUCCUGCGUAGAGUUGUGUCUUCAAAAGCAAUUCAGUCCAAGAUGGCAUCUCCAAAGUGGACAGAAGUCCUCCUUAACAUUGCUUCCCAGAAGUGUUGCUCAGGAGUUCCCUUGGUUGGCAAUCUGAGGACUAGACUGCUCGCACUUCAUGUACUAGAAGCUGUGUUACCUGCUUGUGAAUCUGGUGUUGAAGAUGAUCAGAUGGCUCAGGUUAUUGAACGAUUGUUCUCACUUCUGUCUGACUGCAUGUGGGAGACUCCGAUAGCUCAGGCCAAACAUGCAAUUCAAAUAAAGGAGAAAGAACAAGAAAUGAAGCUCCAGAAGCAAGGAGAGUCUGAGGAUGAAGAUGAGAAUCUUCCCAUCCAAGAAGUGUCCUUUGAUCCUGAGAAAGCCCAGUGCUGCAUAGUGGAGAAUGGGCAGAUUCUAACUCAUGGAAGUGGAGGCAAAGGAUAUGGCUUAGCAUCUACUGGAGUUACUUCAGGGUGUUACCAGUGGAAGUUCUACAUUGUGAAGGAGAACCGAGGCAAUGAGGGCACUUGUGUGGGAGUGUCUCGCUGGCCCGUGCAUGACUUCAACCACCGCACUACCUCAGAUAUGUGGCUCUACAGAGCCUACAGUGGCAACCUGUAUCACAAUGGAGAGCAGACUUUGACUCUGUCAAGCUUUACCCAAGGAGAUUUCAUCACAUGUGUGCUAGAUAUGGAAGCAAGAACUAUUUCCUUCGGUAAAAAUGGAGAGGAACCAAAACUAGCUUUUGAAGAUGUGGAUGCAGCUGAAUUAUAUCCUUGUGUUAUGUUCUAUAGCAGUAACCCAGGAGAGAAGGUAACUUAAAAGGACAUAAAAGGCAGUGCUAGUAAUUAUUUCUAUUCUGGAGGUGACUCCAGUAUAGAUAAGAAGAGCUUAUUUGAGGUAUAUUGAGAAGGUAACUUGUAAACUAUUCUCUUCCGCUGGACACACUGCAUCAAUAAAAAAAUGAUGGAAAGACUGAAUAAAAUCAAAACAUGUCUUAAAGAAGCAGGUCAAAAACUGAAGAAAAGUCGCUCUGUUCAAAGCCGAGAAGAGAAUGAGGUGAGAGAGGAGAAAGAAAACAAAGAGGAGGAGAAAUGCAAGCACAGCCGGCAUAGCCUGGCGGAGCUCCCAGAGGUGCAGCUGAAGAUGCUCUGUGUGGAGGUGUGGCCUGUCCUAGCAGUGAUUGGUGGAGUGGAUGCUGGGCUCAGGGUUGGAGGUCGAUGUGUCCACAAGCAAACAGGCCGUCACGCCACCCUGCUGGGGGUGGUGAAGGAGGGCAGUACCUCUGCCAAGGUCCAGUGGGAUGAAGCAGAGAUUACAAUCAGCUUCCCAACUUUUUGGUCGCCUAGUGAUACUCCAUUGUAUAAUCUGGAGCCCUGUGAACCACUGCCUUUUGAUGUUGCAAGAUUUCGUGGGCUGACAGCUACUGUGUUGCUGGACCUUACCUAUCUGACUGGCAUUCAUGAAGAUACAGGAAAGCAAAGCACCAAGAGACACGAGAAAAAACACAGACAUGAAUCUGAGGAUAAAGGGGAAGUGGAGCAGAAGAUGGAGGGUGACGGUGGAUCAGAUACACGAUUAGGCCAAAGUGCUGAUGAUAACAAAGGACACGGUGCCGCAACCUCUAAGUCGGAAAAUGAAAUUGUUUCCUUUUCUUUCGAACCGUCAACACUAGGUAUGGAAUCCCAACACCAACCUGCUGAAGGAAGAAAAAAGAACCAUGAACACACCCCACGAAGUCACGAUAUAGUGCAGUCAGAAAUCCGAGCUGUACAGCUGUCUUACCUUUAUCUUGGUGCUAUGAAGUCACUUAGUGUUCUUCUUAGUUGUAGUAAGUACGCUGAGCUGCUGUUGAUCCCCAAAGUGCUGGCAGAGAAUGGCCACAACUCUGACUGUGCGGGGUCCCCGGUGGUGCACGAGGACGUGGAGCUGCGCGCAGCGCUGCAGUUCCUCAUGCGGCACAUGGUGAAACGCGCGGUCACGCGCUCGCCCAUCAAGAGAGCGCUGGGGCUGGCGGAUCUGGAGCGGGCACAGGCCAUUAUCUACAAAUUAGUGGUUCAUGGGCUGCUGGAGGACCAGUUUGGUGGCAGACUUAAACAAGAAGUAGAGCAACAAGUGGAAGAAGGUGAUCAGUCUCAGCAAGCCCAAACACCAGUUACAACCAGCCCUUCUGCUUCUAGCACAACAUCUUUCAUGAGCAGCUCUCUGGAGGAUACCACCACUGCUACUACUCCAGUAACUGAUACAGAAACAGUUCCAGCAUCAGAAUCACCUGGUGUUAUGCCUCUCAGUCUCCUGAGGCAAAUGUUCUCCAGUUAUCCUACUACAACUGUACUGCCAGCACGACGUGCUCAGACUCCUCCAAUAUCUUCUUUACCAACAUCUCCUUCAGAUGAAGUUGGAAGGAGACAAAGUUUGACCUCUCCAGAUUCCCAGUCUGCACGGCCUGCUAAUCGCACAGCUUUGUCUGAUCCAAGCAGCCGACUUUCAACCUCCCCUCCUCCUCCUGCCAUUGCUGUUCCCUUGCUAGAAAUGGGGUUCUCCCUCAGGCAAAUUGCAAAAGCUAUGGAAGCUACAGGUGCCAGAGGAGAAGCAGAUGCACAGAACAUCACAGUGCUGGCCAUGUGGAUGAUCGAGCACCCUGGAAACGAAGAUGAUGAAGAGCCCCAGUCAGAGGGGACUGCGGAGUCACGGCAUGGGACUGUCAUCUCUGGCACUGGUGGAAAAUCUGGGGACCAUUGCUAUUUGCAAUCUCCAGGUGAUAUCCCUUCUGCUGAUGCCACUGAAAUGGAGGAAGGCUUUAGUGAGAGCCCUGAUAAUCUGGAUCAUGUGGAUAAUGCAGCUGCAGCAAGUGGCCCUCCCUCUCGAAGUCGGUCGGCUGUCACACGGAGGCACAAAUUUGAUUUAGCUGCCCGGACGUUGCUGGCACGUGCUGCGGGACUGUACCGCUCAGUGCAGGCCCACAGGACCCAGAGCCGCAGGGAAGGGAUCUCCUUGCAGCAAGAUCCAGGGGCACUGUAUGACUUCAACUUGGAUGAGGAGUUGGAGAUUGACCUUGAUGAUGAAGCAAUGGAAGCUAUGUUUGGGCAAGACCUGGCUGGUGAUAAUGAUAUUCUGGGAAUGUGGAUCCCAGAGGUACUGGAUUGGCCUACCUGGCACGUCUGUGAAUCUGAAGACAGAGAAGAAGUGGUGGUUUGUGAGCUGUGUGAAUCCAGUGUGGUCAGCUUCAACCAGCACAUGAAGAGGAACCACCCUGGCUGCGGGCGCAGCGCCAACCGCCAGGGCUACCGCAGCAACGGCUCCUACGUGGAUGGCUGGUUCGGGGGGGAGUGUGGCAGUGGCAACCCCUACUACCUCCUGUGUGGCAUCUGCAGAGAGAAAUACCUGGCCCUCAAGAGCAAAUCUAAAACAUCAGCCUCAGAAAGGUACAAAGGCCAGGCUCCUGAUCUAAUAGGUAAACAAGACAGUGUCUAUGAAGAAGACUGGGACAUGUUAGAUGUGGAUGAAGAUGAAAAGCUGACAGGAGAAGAGGAGUUUGAACUGCUGGCUGGGCCUCUUGGGUUAAAUGAUCGACGCAUUGUACCCGAACCUGUUCAGUUCCCUGACAGUGACCCCCUGGGUGCUUCAGUUGCAAUGGUGACAGCCACCAACAGUAUGGAAGAGACAUUAAUGCAAAUAGGCUGUCACGGCUCAAUAGAAAAAAGUUCUUCUGGCAGGAUAACCUUAGGAGAACAAGCAGCUGCCCUGGUAAAUCCACACGACCGUGUCAUGGCUCUCAGAAGAGUGACAGCUGCUGCCCAAGUGCUCCUGGCAAGAACAAUGGUUAUGAGAGCACUCUCACUUCUGUCUGUCAGUGGUUCCAGUUGUAGCCUGGCAGCUGGUCUUGAAUCCCUGGGCUUGACAGACAUCCGCACUUUGGUUCGUUUGAUGUGCCUGGCAGCAGCGGGGAGGGCAGGCCUGUCCACGAGCCCAUCCACAGUGUCCAGCUCCACAGAGAGAUCCAGGGGCAUCCACAGCAAAACCAGCAAGCCCAUCUCUUGCCUUGCCUAUCUGAGCACUGCAGUUGGCUGCUUGGCAUCUAACACUCCCAGUGCUGCAAAGCUGCUGGUGCAGUUAUGUACUCAGAAUUUGAUAUCUGCAGCAACUGGUGUGAAUUUGACAACAGUCGAUGAUCCAAUUCAGAGAAAAUUUUUGCCAAGUUUUUUAAGAGGAAUUGCAGAAGAAAACAAACUUGUCACAUCUCCAAAUUUUGUAGUUACUCAAGCACUUGUAGCACUGUUGGCUGACAAAGGGGCCAAACUGAGGCCAAACUAUGAUAAAGCUGAAAUUGAAAAGAAAGGCCCUCUGGAGCUGGCGAACGCGCUGGCAGCGUGCUGCUUGUCGUCGCGCCUGUCGUCGCAGCACCGGCAGUGGGCAGCGCAGCAGCUGGUGCGCACGCUGGCCGCGCACGACCGCGACAACCAGAGCACGCCGCAGACCCUCGCUGACAUGGGUGGAGACCUGCGCAAGUGCUCCUUCAUCAAGCUUGAGGCUCACCAGAACAGGGUCAUGACAUGUGUUUGGUGCAAUAAAAAGGGACUUUUGGCAACCAGUGGGAAUGAUGGCACCAUCAGAGUGUGGAAUGUGACAAAGAAGCAAUAUUCAUUGCAACAGACCUGUGUGCUCAACAAGCUAGAAGGUGACUCUGAAGAAGCUCUGGGGUCACCCAGUGACCUUAGUUUAUCUCUUGUUUGUUGGAGCAUCAGUGGCAAGUACCUGGCUGGAGCUACAGAAAAGAUGGUGAACAUCUGGCAAGUCAAUGGAGGAAAAGGCUUGUUAGAUCUUCAGCCUCACUGGGUAUCUGCUCUAGCCUGGCCAGAAGAAGGGCCAGCUGCAGCAUGGACUGGAGAUGCUCCAGAAUUGUUGUUAAUUGGGCGCAUGGAUGGAUCCCUGGCUCUUAUUGAAGUUGUGGACAUUUCAGCCAUGCACCGGCUGGAACUGGAACACUGCUACAGAAAGGAUGUGUCUGUCACAUGCCUGGCCUGGUUCAGUGAAGACAGACCAUUUGCUGUUGGCUAUUCAGAUGGAAAAUUGCUCCUAGGAACAAAGGAACCAGCUGAGAAAGGAGGAGUUGUUCUCAUCGAUGCACAUAAGGAUAUGGUUGUUAGUAUGAAGUGGGAUCCAGCUGGUAAGAUUCUCCUGACCUGUGCCAAAGAGGAAACAGUGAAGCUCUGGGGGUGUCUGGGAGGCUGCUGGAGGCGCCUGCAUUCCCUGUCCCACCCAGCCCUGGUGAAUGCCAUUGCCUGGUGUGCUCUGCCAGGGAAAGGACCCAAGGCACACCUUCUGUUAGCUACGGGAUGCCAGAAUGGUUUGGUGUGUGUCUGGACUGUACCCCAGGACAUAGUAAUCACAUUGCAGUCCAGCUCAGCUUGCUCAGAAGGAUGGUGGGAGCAAGAAACAAGUGCCAAGGAUGGAUACAGGAAGGCAGUGGAAGUGAAGUGUGUGUUCCAGCUGAGAGGACAUAUCACUCCUGUCCGCACUGUGGCUUUCAGUCCUGAUGGGCUGGUACUGGUGUCUGGGGGCCUUGGAGGCCUCAUGAAUAUCUGGUCUUUACGGGAUGGUUCAGUAUUGCAGAGUGUUGUGAUAGGGUCUGGAGCUAUCCAGACUGCAGUGUGGAUCCCUGAGGUUGGAGUAGCUGCCUGCUCUAACAGAUCAAAGGAUGUGUUGGUGGUGAACUGCACCUCAGAGUGGAUCUCUUCCAAUCACGUGCUGGCAACGUGCAGGACUGCGCUGAAGCAGCAGGGAGUUCUGGGCUUGAACAUGGCUCCGUGCAUGCGCGCGUUCCUGGAGCGCCUGCCCGUCAUGCUGCAGGAGCAGUACGCCUAUGAAAAGCCCCAUGUGGUGUGUGGGGACCAGCUGGUUCACAGCCCCUACAUGCAGUGCUUGGCAUCGCUGGCCGUGGGGCUGCACCUGGACCAGCUGCUCUGCAGCCCCCCCGUGCCCCCUCACCACCAGAGCUGCCUCCCUGACCCCUCUGCCUGGAACCCCACGGAAUGGGCCUGGCUCGAGUGCUUCUCCACUACCAUAAAAGCUGCUGAAGCCCUGGCCAAGGGAGCUCAGUUCCCUGAGUCCUUCACCGUCCCAGACCUGGAGCCUGUUCCAGAGGAUGAGCUUACUCUCCUGAUGGAUAACAGUAAGUGGAUCAAUGGCAUGGAUGAACAGAUCAUGUCUUGGGCAACAUCAAGGCCAGAGGAUUGGCAUUUGGGAGGCAAAUGUGACGUGUACCUGUGGGGAGCAGGACGACAUGGGCAGCUGGCAGAGGCUGGCAGAAAUGUCAUGAUCCCAGUGGCAGCACCUUCAUUCUCCCAGGCCCAGCAGGUGGUUUGUGGUCAGAAUUGUACUUUUGUCAUCCAAGCCAAUGGCACAGUUUUGGCUUGUGGUGAAGGGAGCUAUGGGCGACUGGGACAAGGAAAUUCUGAUGAUCUUCAUGUCUUAACUGUCAUUUCAGCACUGCAAGGCUUUGUUGUGACACAGCUGGUGACCUCCUGUGGGUCUGAUGGACAUUCCAUGGCUUUAACAGAAAGCGGGGAAGUCUUCAGCUGGGGAGAUGGGGACUAUGGCAAGCUGGGCCACGGGAACAGCGACAGGCAGCGCAGGCCCAGGCAGAUCGAGGCUCUACAGGGAGAAGAAGUUGUGCAGAUGUCAUGUGGCUUCAAACACUCAGCUGUGGUAACAGCAGAUGGCAAACUUUUUACAUUUGGAAAUGGUGAUUAUGGUCGAUUGGGGCUUGGAAAUACUUCCAACAAGAAACUUCCAGAAAGAGUGACGGCGCUGGAAGGUUACCAGAUUGGCCAGGUGGCCUGUGGCCUCAAUCACACCGUGGCUGUGUCAACAGAUGGCUCAAUGGUUUGGGCUUUUGGAGAUGGAGAUUAUGGUAAACUUGGUUUGGGAAAUUCCACUGCAAAGUCCUCACCACAGAAAGUGGAUAUUCUUUGUGGAAUUGGAAUAAAAAAAGUUGCCUGUGGAACUCAGUUCUCUGUUGCACUGACAAAAGAUGGUCACGUGUACACUUUUGGCCAAGAUCGCCUGAUCGGGCUGCCCGAGGGCCGUGCCCGCAACCACAACCGCCCGCAGCAGGUGCCGCUGCUGGCCGGGGUCUUCAUCGAGGACAUCGCGGUGGGUGCCGAGCACACGCUGGCCCUGUCCUCCACCGGGGAUGUCUACGCCUGGGGCAGCAACUCCGAAGGCCAGCUGGGGCUGGGCCACACCAACCACGUGAGGGAGCCCACACUGGUGACGGUGCUGCAGGGGAAGAACGUGCGGCAGAUCUCGGCUGGCCGCUGCCACAGCGCAGCCUGGACAGCUCCACCCGUCCCCCCUCGAGCUCCAGGUGUUUCGGUGCCUUUGCAGCUUGGUUUACCUGAUGCCAUUCCACCUCAGUAUGGGGCACUGAAAGAAGUGAGCAUUCAUACAGUGAGAGCCAGGCUGAGACUGCUGUACCAUUUUUCUGACCUCAUGUACUCUUCAUGGCGAUUACUGAACCUCAGCCCCAAUAACCAGAACAGUACAUCUCAUUACAAUGCUGGCACGUGGGGGAUAGUGCAGGGACAGCUGAGGCCCUUGCUGGCACCACGGGUGUACACCCUGCCCAUGGUGCGCUCCAUAGGCAAAACCAUGGUGCAGGGCAAGAACUACGGGCCCCAGAUCACUGUGAAAAGGAUCUCCACCAGGGGUCGGAAGUGCAAGCCCAUUUUUGUCCAGAUAGCAAGGCAAGUGGUAAAGCUGAAUGCAUCAGACCUUCGCUUACCCUCCCGUGCCUGGAAAGUGAAACUGGUUGGAGAAGGAGCUGAUGAUGCAGGUGGAGUGUUUGAUGACACCAUUACAGAAAUGUGUCAGGAACUGGAAACUGGAAUAGUAGACCUGGUUAUUCCUUCCCCAAAUGCUACAGCUGAAGUAGGCUACAAUAGGGAUAGGUUUCUCUUUAACCCUUCAGCAUGUUUAGAUGAACAUCUGAUGCAGUUUAAGUUCUUGGGCAUUCUCAUGGGUGUAGCUAUUCGUACAAAAAAGCCAUUAGAUCUUCAUUUGGCUCCAAUGGUCUGGAAGCAACUUUGUUGUAUCCCACUCAUCUUGGAGGAUUUGGAGGAGGUAGAUCUGCUCUAUGUGCAGACCCUCAACAGCAUUCUUCACAUUGAAGACAGUGGGAUUACCGAAGAAAAUUUCCAUGAGAUGAUUCCUUUAGAUUCUUUUGUUGGCCAAAGUGCUGAUGGUAAAAUGGUUCCCAUAAUCCCUGGAGGGAACAGUAUCCCACUUACCUUUUCAAACAGGAAAGAGUAUGUGGAGAGGGCAAUUGAGUACAGACUCCAUGAAAUGGACCGGCAGGUGGCUGCUGUCAGGGAAGGAAUGUCUUGGAUUGUUCCCGUUCCUUUGCUGUCCCUUCUGACUGCCAAGCAGUUGGAGCAGAUGGUCUGUGGAAUGCCAGAAAUAUCAGUUGAGGUUCUGAAGAAGGUUGUGCGAUACAGAGAAGUUGAUGAGCAGCAUCAGCUGGUGCAGUGGUUCUGGCACACCCUGGAAGAAUUUUCAAAUGAGGAGAGAGUCCUUUUCAUGAGAUUUGUGUCAGGAAGAUCUCGAUUGCCAGCCAACACAGCUGAUAUCUCUCAGCGAUUCCAAAUAAUGAAGGUUGAUAGGCCUUACGACAGCUUGCCUACCUCACAGACUUGUUUCUUUCAACUGAGGCUCCCACCUUACUCCAGUCAACUAAUCAUGGCAGAGCGUUUGCGCUAUGCAAUCAAUAAUUGCAGGUCUAUAGACAUGGACAAUUACAUGCUCUCCCGGAAUGUGGACAAUGCAGAGGGCUCAGACACAGAUUAUUAACAUUCUGUGAACAAAAUCAUCUUCCUUUUACUACAUAUAGUGCCCUAAGUCCAAUUCAUCGUUGACAUAAUUUUACAGUAACCAUAGAUGUUUUAGGAGCAUAAAAAACCAGAUCUUAAUAGAUGGUGGCCACAUUUUAGUUACUCUAAAUGUAACAAAAAAAUUAGAUGUUUUUAUUUUUUGUGAUUGUAAAAAAGAAAAAAGGAAAAACAAAACAAAAAAAUAUGAUCGGUAAGUUUUUUCUCCUUUUUUGGUCACUUUGAUAAGUUUGCAUGGAGACAUUUUGGUGCAUUUUUGUUGGGAAUAGUAAUUUGUAAGCCCUCCCAGUGAACAUGAAGAGUUGUACAUUGUGUAUAAUUGUUCAUUAGCCAGGACAGUUUUACAUGAAUAUUCACAUAUUUAUUUUGUUUUAAUUUGAAUUGCCUGUGCAGGGUUCCUUCUGCAGAGAAAAAUAAAGCAAAUUCAAGACUCUGUUGCUUGUA
This is a messenger RNA of Cyanistes caeruleus (blue tit), 15267 nucleotides long. NCBI's taxonomy places the organism in Eukaryota, Metazoa, Chordata, Aves, Passeriformes, Paridae. The record is from RefSeq and is a predicted model, not a curated record.